Molecule: messenger RNA, 831 nt
Organism: Vicia villosa (hairy vetch)
Lineage: Eukaryota; Viridiplantae; Streptophyta; Magnoliopsida; Fabales; Fabaceae
Exons: 1
Coding region: 1-831 (276 amino acids)
Source: RefSeq, a predicted model, not a curated record
AUGUUUCUGUUGCAGUGCUUAGUUGAAAUGGCUGGACGAAACGAUGUUGCGAUUGCUGCUGCUUUGGAGGCUAUGGCUCAAGCUCUGGUACAACAAUCGAAUGCUGGUGAGAAUGCUGGAUCUCGUAGUUUGGCUACUUUCCAGAGGGAGAACCCGCCGGUCUUCAAAGGCAAGCAUGACCCCGAUGGAGCAUUAGAGUGGUUGAAGGAUAUCGAGAGGAUCUUCCGCGUAAUGGAUUAUACUCAGGCACAAAAAGUUCGCUAUGGGACGCAUAUGCUAUCAGUCAAAGCUGACGACUGGUGGCUAACAACACGUCAAAGAUUAGAAGCUGCAGGUGAAAAGAUCACUUGGGCUAUGUUCCGAAGAGAAUUUCUGAGGAAGUAUUAUCCUGAAAGUGUCCGUGGUAAGAAAGAAAUUGAAUUCCUCAAACUGAAACAGGGGAAUAUGUCAGUGACUGACUAUGCUGCGAAGUUCACUGAAUUGGCCAAAUUUUAUCCAUACUUUGAUGGAGAGGGUGCAAAAUUUUCUAAGUGCAUCAACUUUGGAAACGAGUUGCGCUCUGAAAUCAAGAAGGCUAUAGGGUAUCAACAAAUCUGCAUUUUUCCUAACUUGGUUAACAGCUGUAGAAUUUUCGAGGAAGAUAACGCUGCUCACUAUAAGAUUGUCAGUGACACAAGAGGCAAGCAAAAUCAGCAACGUGGAAAGCCUUACGACGCUCCAGCUGGCAAGGGCAAACAUAGGGCUGCUCUGGGCCAGAGAACAAGUUGGGGAGGUGUUCCUACUCCGAUUGUGUGUUUUAAGUGUGGAAAGGCUGGUCACAAGAGUACUUAA